AUGGUUGCCUCCUACGAGGCUCUGCAGCAUGAAUCAUAUCUUGUUAGACAUGAGAGAAGUCACACAGGUGAGAAGCCGUAUUCCUGUUCUGAGUGUGGGAAAUGUUUUACAUAUAAAUCAUAUCUUGUUAGACAUCAGAGAAGUCACACAGGUGAGAAGCCGUAUUCCUGUUCUGAGUGUGGGAAAUGUUUUGCAUGUAAAUCAGGUCUUGUUAUACAUCAGAGAAGUCACACAGGUGAGAAGCCGUAUUCCUGUUCUGAGUGUGGGAAAUGUUUUUCAUCGACAUCACAUCUUGUUAUACAUCAGAGAAGUCACACAGGUGAGAUGCCAUUUUCCUGUUCUGAGUGUGGGAAAUGUUUUACACGGAAAUCAGUUCUUGUUAUACAUCAGAGAAGUCACACAGGUGAGAAGCCAUAUUCCUGUUCUGAGUGUGGGAAAUGUUUUGCACUGAAAUCACAUCUUGUUCCACAUCAGAGAAGUCACACAGGUGAGAAGCCAUUUUCCUGUUCUGAGUGUGGGAAAUGUUUUUCAUCGACAUCACAUCUUGUUAUACAUCAGAGAAGUCACACAGGUGAGAUGCCAUUUUCCUGUUCUGAGUGUGGGAAAUGUUUUUCAUCGACAUCACAUCUUGUUAAACAUCAGAGAAGUCACACAGGUGAGAAGCCAUUUUCCUGUUCUGAGUGUGGCGAAUGUUUUUCAUGGACAUCAGAUCUUGUUAGACAUGAGAGAAGUCACACAGGUGAGAAGCCAUAUUCCUGUUCUGAGUGUGGGAUAUGUUUUACACAGAAAUCAGCUCUUGUUAUACAUCAGAGAAGUCACACAGGUGAGAAGCCAUAUUCCUGUUCUGAGUGUGGGAUAUGUUUUACACAGAAAUCAGCUCUUGUUAGACAUGAGAGAAGUCACACAGGUGAGAAGCCGUAUUCCUGUUCUGAGUGUGGGAAAUGUUUUGCACACAAAUCACAUUUAGUUAUACAUCAGAGAAGUCACACAGGUGAGAAGCCAUUUUCCUGUUCUGAGUGUGGGAAAUGUUUUACACGGAAAUCAGUUCUUGUUAUACAUCAGAGAAGUCACACAGGUGAGAAGCCAUAUUCCUGUUCUGAGUGUGGGAAAUGUUUUGCACUGAAAUCACAUCUUGUUCCACAUCAGAGAAGUCACACAGGUGAGAAGCCAUUUUCCUGUUCUGAGUGUGGGAAAUGUUUUUCAUCGACAUCACAUCUUGUUAUACAUCAGAGAAGUCACACAGGUGAGAUGCCAUUUUCCUGUUCUGAGUGUGGGAAAUGUUUUUCAUCGACAUCACAUCUUGUUAAACAUCAGAGAAGUCACACAGGUGAGAAGCCAUUUUCCUGUUCUGAGUGUGGCGAAUGUUUUUCAUGGACAUCAGAUCUUGUUAGACAUGAGAGAAGUCACACAGGUGAGAAGCCAUAUUCCUGUUCUGAGUGUGGGAUAUGUUUUACACAGAAAUCAGCUCUUGUUAUACAUCAGAGAAGUCACACAGGUGAGAAGCCAUAUUCCUGUUCUGAGUGUGGGAUAUGUUUUACACAGAAAUCAGCUCUUGUUAGACAUGAGAGAAGUCACACAGGUGAGAAGCCGUAUUCCUGUUCUGAGUGUGGGAAAUGUUUUGCACACAAAUCACAUUUAGUUAUACAUCAGAGAAGUCACACAGGUGAGAAGCCAUUUUCCUGUUCUGAGUGUGGGAAAUGUUUUUCAUCGACAUCACAUCUUGUUAUACAUCAGAGAAGUCACACAGGUGAGAUGCCAUUUUCCUGUUCUGAGUGUGGGAAAUGUUUUGCACACAAAUCACAUUUUGUUAUACAUCAGAGAAGUCACACAGGUGAGAUGCCAUUUUCCUGUUCUGAGUGUGAGAAAUGUUUUUCAUCGACAUCACAUCUUGUUAGACAUCAGAGGAGUCACACAGGUGAGAAGCCAUUUUCCUGUUCUCAGUGUGGGAAAUGUUUUGCACGGAAAUCAGUUCUUGUUAAACAUCAGCGAUUUCACAGAUGAGAAGCCAUUUUCAUGCUGUGAGAGAAAUAAAUCUGCUCUUGUUGAACAUAUUAGACAUUACCCAAGUACGGAACCAUUUACAUCUUCUGGAGUAUAAUUAUCACUGCCGUCCAAUGUUCCUCAAGGGUGAAUCCGAUCUCUUAUGCUUUAUAAAAUAUACAUGCUACCACUGGGUGAUAUAAUCAGACGUCAUGGCCUGGUAUACCACUGCUAUGCAGAUUGCCUGCUUUUUGCACCAUGUACUGAGAACGUAAUACCAAUCCUAAAUGGUUGUCUAGCUGAGCGCCUGGGGUUGAUGAUGCCAGUUGGCUGUGACUCAGUCUUUGUGAAACAUAAUAGAAGCUCACCAACAAAGGACAAGACUACAGCUUUACCAACCAUCUGGAUUUUUGCUUUGGUGUUCAGAAUUGCAAAAUACUAAACAUGUGCUGAAUCUUUGUGUUGUCCUGGUAUGUGGCUGACACAGACAUCCGGUAUCUGCCACAUACUAAUCCUAAUUCUUCCAUCUGUGGACCAUAGCCAGAAUCAAGCACUUGAUUCCCUCAGAAGUUCAUAGACUACUGCAAUGCCAUCUACCUGGGUCACCCAGCAAAAGAAUUACAGAGCUUGCAGCUAGUACAGAAUGCAGCAGCAAAGCUGUUACCUAACCAGCUCAUUCCUGCCACAUAACACCCAUUCUCUACUCCCUUCACUGGCUGCCUGUAAGAUGACAAAUCUAUUUCAUAAUUGGCUAACUGACCUUCCCAGCCCAAUAUUACAUGGUCCAAGGUACUAGAAGCAGCUUCUGCCUCCUUACUGCCCUGCUUGCUUGCUUGCUUCUACAGAUGGACUGUUACCAGCAGUACCAAGAAUCUCCUGUCAUUCAUUUAUGGGUUGAACGUUUAGCUUUGACCAUGGAACUCACUGCCUUGCACAGUCCAAGAGGCCUCCACUCUAGAGACCUUCACAAACAGACUGAUGACUGUUACUCACGCUUUUCAUUAAUGUACCUCUAUUUACUUCCUAAAUAAUACAUCCCAAAUGCUUAGGUCUUUUUUCUGCUGUUUAUUUUGUAUCUUGUGCUUUAUGUAAAUGUGAAUGUCUAAUACCAGUUUGCACAAUCUGUAUUGCUGCACGACAAUAUGGCGGCCAUUGGAACGUGUUUUCACUUCUUCUAGUUUGCCUAACUUGUUGCAGACACUCAUCUUGAUAAGGAGUGUCUGAGUGUUUUCAGAUACAAGAUCCUGUCCAUAUAUACCCUGUACAUUAUCAUGUGCAUUAGAGUCACCCGGGUUCCAUCUGCGGUGGUUUGUUGUAUGUUACAUCUAUAUGGUGCGGAUACUCCCCUGUGUUUCAUAAUAAAAGCUUUUGUUUGCAUCUAAUUAUUACAUUAAAGCUUUUAUUUUUUAUUCUG
Pseudophryne corroboree (corroboree frog) is the source of this 3394-nucleotide messenger RNA. RefSeq names its product zinc finger protein 268-like. The transcript is spliced from 2 exons. Lineage: Eukaryota; Metazoa; Chordata; Amphibia; Anura; Myobatrachidae. The coding region runs from base 1 to 2001 and encodes 666 amino acids. The record is from RefSeq and is a predicted model, not a curated record.